Linum tenue is the source of this 242-nucleotide messenger RNA. The record is from the annotation of a GenBank genome assembly. NCBI's taxonomy places the organism in Eukaryota, Viridiplantae, Streptophyta, Magnoliopsida, Malpighiales, Linaceae.
AGAGGUUACUUCGAGAGAGAACUUAACUGUCCACUAUGGCAAAUGUGGUGGCGAAGGGCACAAUGCCAGGACAUGCAAGAACCCGCCACUUCCGCCGAGAACUGCAGCACCCCGCAAAAGGAAGCAACCACCACAAGUUCCAACCACACAAAUUCCACCCACCACACAAGUUCCAGCCAGCACACGAGUUAAUGACCAAGCUGGAAAUGACCAUGAGGCACCAAGAAGAAGGAAGAAAGGGC